AUGGCCCCCAUUCCGCGGGGCGAUUUGGACAUGGACAACCCGUCCUCCGACGUGGGUGACAGCCAGGAUCAGGACUCGCCCAUGCGCCGUCAGUUUUCUGAGCCAUUCCGUCCACAAUCCACAUCUACCCAAAUUUCACAGUCUCCAGAGCCCGUGGCUAGGAAAAUGAAAUGUGAUUGGUGUGGGAAACUCCUUGAAUUGCCCACUGAUCGAUUUAUGUCUGCCGAUGAUUUACUCAUGAAUCACAUCGCUGAUGCACAUCCUGAAAACCUUUCAUUUAAUUAUGAUGGGGCGGAAGAUGAUGUUGAGGUUGAUGCUGAGGAGCUUGAAAUUGACGACGAAGGUAUGAAUGACACGGCCAAUUUUGACGAAACUGAAGAGGCCUACCAAGCCGAAGAGGUUGAUGAUAUGGAAGGCGUUGAAGAGGUCGAAGAGGCUGAAGAAGGCCUAGAAGGCGAAGAGGGCUUAGAGGGCGAAGAAGGAGACCUGGCUGAGCUGGUUGAAGCCGAAGAAGGCGAAGAAGAUGAAGCUAGCGGAGAUCAACAAUACCAAGAACCGGAAACUGCCGCUACAUCACAGGUCAAUGGUGACCAUAGCGAGGCAGAUAUCGAUACCUCCAAACCAUCUAGCAGUGUGAAUUUCCAGGUUGCGCCCAAAGCUGAAGGGAAGCUGGACCGACUUGAGUGGCUCUCUAAUCCCAGAACUGCAUUCUCCGAAGACUAUCGUCGACGCCUGGCUGAAUGGCAAGAGUCUGACAUAAAAGACCGCCUGCCAAAAGUUUGGACUGUCCACAAGGCCGCAAACUUUUCACCUGACUACGACCAAGAGAUGGCCAAGGCUGAGGCAACAUGGCAACAUGUAUUCGGCGACAAACCCAAGAAGAAGGAUGUGGCGUUGCCAACCGUGCGACCAAGCCCAUACAAUACAUCCGAGACUACCAAAGGACAAUUUCUCGAGCUUGCUUCAUUCGAUGACUUAAUUGAAAUUCUUCGAAAGCCCGAUAACCUUUCACCUGACGAGCUUUAUGCAAUGACCGAAGCUGCUGCAGCUGCGAUGAAAACCUGGCAAGACGAAUACAUUGCUCUCGACAAACUUUACACUCGAACACAUCGACACCACCGAGCUCCGCUCACCAACGAAGCCAAGCGUGAGCAAAUUGCAGGCAACAAGAAGCGAACAGGACAGCCACUUGCUCGAGUUCCGGAGCAUGAACGCGAUUUUGAAGAUAAGAAGGAAUCAAUUCUGUAUGGCUACAAGCAUAAUGUUUUCGCCCAAAACAUCAGCACUGCCGUCAGCUGGGUUCCUCAGAACCCUUUCGUUCAAGGCGGCUUUGUUCCCACUCCAGCCCAGUCUCGAAAGAUGGCUGCGAAGGUUGCUCCUGAAGAUCGUAAUCCUGAUGGCUGGACAGUCAUCCCGCGUGAUGGUGUAGACCUUGUUCCGAAAUUGUGGGAGCCCCGACGAGAACCAGUGUUAAAGUUCACUCGCAAGCGCAAAGCUGUGGAGACCGAGCCUACCAAAACCGACGCCGAAGAAACACAGAAUGAGUCUGAUAAUAACAGUGAGGCGACAGAAGAGGAUCCUCAUCCAUUGAGACGACGCACCCGCGGCCGUGGUGGUCGCCGUGCUACUUUUGAACCUUGUCAACCUGUCGAGACUGCUCCAAUCCCCACCCCCCGUGGCCGUGGGGGUUCCCGAGCCCGAGGUCGUGGCCGUGGCCGAGGAGGACUCGCGCGAACAGCAUCCUCGCGCGCCUCUCUUGAGACGACUCCCCAGCCUCCAACAUUCACACCGGUCUCGACUCGCGGCCGCGGUCGCCGAGGUGCGAGCAACAUUGUUGCCACGCCACAAACAGCACACAUUGUCGAAGAAGCAGUUCUACCCCAGCCCGAAAUCUCGCCCAUGCCAGAACCUACACCACCCCCUAAAUCCACGCCAACUUUGAAGCGAGAUGCGACAAUGGAAGAAAUCGAAGAGGCUCGUCGACUUAAGAUCGCCAACUCCAAGAACCCCAAGCGCACCAAGGCUAUGUUAGACCACUGGGAAAGGUUCAACCGCGAGGGCCGUAUCCGCAAUCCCAAGCGGUCAAAAGCACAAAUCGAACAGGAUCGAACAGAUGACGAUGGUAAACCUAUUGAAGAGCCGCGUCCUGUAGGCCGGCGCCGAAAGUCUCCGUCAUUGGCACCAAUCCCCACUGGAAAUUUGGCUCCGAAGGCCCCGACUGUAGCUCCCAUGCCCGGUCAUUUGGGACCUGGACCAACCUUGCCAUCUCUUGGAAGGAUUCAGUACGCGCCUCCCAAUCCGUUUGCACCGCACCCACAGCCGCACCCGCAAGCGCACCCACAGGCCCAUCCACAGGCCCAUCCACAGGCCCAUCCACAGCCCCAUCCACAGGCUCAUCCGCAGGCCCAUCCGCAAGCUCAUCCCCAAGCUCAUCCCCAAGCUCAUCCUCAAACCCAUCCACCGACUCACCCUCAAGCUCACCCUCAAGCUCACCCUCAAGCUCACCCUCAGGCUCAUCCACAAGCCCAUCCGCAGGCUCACCAGGGCCCGCCGCCGAUGUCGCAUUAUGGGCCAUUCCUGUACAACCCUUAUGGCUUGCCGGGUCCAGUACCGGGUCCGCACGAUCAUCACCGCAGAUGA
Molecule: messenger RNA, 2640 nt
Organism: Penicillium angulare
Lineage: Eukaryota; Fungi; Ascomycota; Eurotiomycetes; Eurotiales; Aspergillaceae
Exons: 1
Coding region: 1-2640 (879 amino acids)
Source: RefSeq, a predicted model, not a curated record